AUGAUGGCAUUCACACGUCGAUCUCUCUUUAUUCCGCUCAGUCUUAUUGGCUUCGCGUGGUCCCAAGGCGCGCAGGAUGAUCCAAUUAAGGCCUUUUGUCGACGAUGGGGCCACUCAACAGCACGCAUCGAUUCUAGGUUGUAUAUCGAUGGUGGCAUGGUUGGCAAUAUUCCCUUCAAGUCAAAUUACUCAAACGACUUUUUGUUGUUCAGCGAUCUCACCGCCCAGGGUGGUGAUGGCAUGCCACCUCAGUCAAAUAAUCUCACAAAGCCUAAGAACGUACCAAGUGUCUCUGGCGGCUACAUAUGGGCUGACAACACGAACAAAUGCUUCUACCAAUUUGGAGGCGAGUAUGCCGAUGAGCCUCCAACCGACUUCAGCAUGUGGACGUAUGACGUCCUACUGGAUCAAUGGAACAGCACCGCUACCAAUGGCGAGAAAUCGCCCCAACGUGUCUCGUUUGGCGCAGGUACGCAGGUAGAGGACCGUGGUUUUGGAUUCUAUUUUGGAGGCUGGCUGAACAACAAUACAACUCCAGACUGGGAGGGUCCAUCACUCGCUACUAGUGGCCUAAUGCGUUUUGACUUCUCCACUGGCGAACUAAAGAAUAUCAGUGGACCUGACGAUAGCGGGAGAGCGGAGGGCCACUUGACUUACUUGCCAGUAUCAGAUGCAGGUAUUCUCAUGUAUUUCGGUGGCAUUGAAGACCACCAUCGCAAUGGGAGCUCUACUCCUGAAAUUCAUAUCUACGAUCUUGCUUCUUCGAAGUGGUACACGCAGACGGCAUCAGGCGAUGUACCUCUGACAAGAAGACAAUUCUGCGCCGAUGUGUCUUGGCCUAAUGACAAAUCUUCUUUCAACAUUUAUAUGUACGGAGGGUACGGAUUUGGCGCACUUGCCGCGUUCGAUGACGUGUAUAUCUUGAGUGUCCCGUCAUUCAAAUGGAUAAAGGCCUUCCCGGAAGGCAACGUCCCUGAGACUGCUGUAGGCCAUGGCGGAUGCACUGCCAACGUGAUCAACGGUGAUCAGAUGAUAAUCAUGGGGGGCUGGUUUCCAACAUAUGACCAAUGCGAUGCCCCUGACAGCCAAGGUCAACACAACAUGGUAUUGGGUUACAAUGGAGGCGAAACAAAGCUGUGGGACAAAUUUGACCCGAGUCUUUCCGGAUAUGUUGUUCCUACGCCUAUCAUGUCUGCUGUUGGUGGCGGACCAACAGGAGGAGCGACUGUCACAGCACCUGCAACGUGGGGCCACCCUGAUUUAGCUACCUAUUACACGUUGAGGCCUACAUUUCCCGCACGAACGGCUACUCGGCUGGUACCAUCUGCUGCUGCGUCUUCAACAUCGAGUGAUUCGGAUAGGAGUAACAUUGCCGCCAUCGCGGGAGGCACGGUGGGAGGCCUAUUCGGAGCCAUAGCGAUAAUAUCACUGAUAAUCUUCUGUCUACAUCGCCGCAAGAAAGCACCGAAAAACGACGUAGCAGAUCAGCAUCCACCAACUCCACCGCCUGCCGAGCUUGCGGCCACGGCUUUCCCACAUGAGAUAUCAACAUCAACUGCUGGCAAGUAUGUUGCCAUGCAUGAAAGGUCACCAAACUCUGGCGCUACCCAGAUCUGCUCACAAUCCGCUAGCUAUGAACCUUAUGCCAACCAGCAUCCUCCAUCUUAUGGCCUCCCAUCAUCGUCUGCAGAUACGAAUCUCGCCCAGCCAGUUGCAUCCACGCAACACAGUCCACACCAGCAAGACGGCAGCGAGCAGUUUCAUGCCCCGAACAACCGUACAGCUCAGAAUAUCUCGCCUACAUGGGACCAGCAAGGCACCAUCUCUGUGGCCUCGGCGCGCCAGCAUUCGUAUCCUACACCAACCUCGCCUGGCCGAGCCUCGCUCGACCUCCCCAUACAGCGCCCUCCACUGACCUACUAUCCUCCGCCAGAAUCUUACGAAGACCGAACUGUGGCGCAGAGGCAAUAUAGUGAAGGAUUACAGCGACAGUCACCCAAUACAAGCACGAGCACUACACCGGCACAAUUCUAUUCACUGCCGGCCCUCCGUCCGCAAAAUGAAUCCCACGGAACAGGCAGCCAAACGCCAACUGGAAGGAAUACAGAGUCGAGAUUUGUGGAGGCUGAGUAUAUUUGA
Messenger RNA from Plenodomus lingam JN3, 2139 nucleotides. RefSeq lists its product as uncharacterized. Lineage: Eukaryota; Fungi; Ascomycota; Dothideomycetes; Pleosporales; Leptosphaeriaceae. The record is from RefSeq and is a predicted model, not a curated record. Gene Ontology annotation, molecular function: protein binding.